AUGGCCAAUCCAGACCUAACUGCCCUCACCACCUGCCGUCUCUCCACGCGCCUCUCGAUACAAUGGCUCCCAGAGCCCGCUGGCGAAGAAACUACCGACACGCUCGUCAUGUCCGUGAACGGCUGGUACUUAGAUCUACGCAUGAAGAAAACGGGAGGAAUGGACUGGGCAAUCGCAGGGCAACGGAUUGUCGAGAGCCAAGAUCCAGUCAAAGUAUCGUUCACACAUGAACUCGACUCUCACGAUGCCUUUGAAAGUGUGGACUGUGGAACGUUCGAGCCUCUCUCGCCGGGCGUCGAUAAGGAGACAGGGUCUAUGGCUAAUUAUGAUCUCCCUGGGGCUCCUGAGAUGGAAUAUGUCGAGAUCUGGAAGGAGCUUUCUUUUCGAGAGGGUCCUGAGGGGGCGUUGAAGGGUAUUUCGUGGGUGCUGGAAUCAGACAAUGAGGUUACUGAAGAAGAAGGAGAGGUUCUGGUGACCAAGACUUUUUUGGGUCGGAUUUGGGGGACAUACUUGGCUUUGCAGCAGACUCAACUUCAUAAGCGCCGGAAAGAUACGUCUGGCAAUUGGAUUGUGAGUAAGUCUGGAUACGAUGUCAGUGCUAGGAGGGAAGAGUGGGCUUCCGGGUGGAGUGCGAAGGUUGUUCAUGGAGAAACAGGGGAGUCAUUGCCAUCAAUGGCUGAGAUUGAAGGCCUAGAGAAUGGACGUUGGAGGGUUCCAGGGGAGAAGGUGACCUUGAAGGGCAAGACGUACAUUGUUCGAGCAUUUGAAGAAAUUCAGUAA
Messenger RNA from Penicillium maclennaniae, 780 nucleotides. RefSeq lists its product as uncharacterized. Bases 1 to 780 code for a protein of 259 amino acids. The record is from RefSeq and is a predicted model, not a curated record. The transcript is spliced from 2 exons. NCBI's taxonomy places the organism in Eukaryota, Fungi, Ascomycota, Eurotiomycetes, Eurotiales, Aspergillaceae.